Fomitopsis serialis is the source of this 1644-nucleotide messenger RNA. RefSeq lists its product as uncharacterized. The record is from RefSeq and is a predicted model, not a curated record. Gene Ontology annotation, molecular function: protein binding. The transcript has 2 exons. The coding region runs from base 1 to 1542 and encodes 513 amino acids. NCBI's taxonomy places the organism in Eukaryota, Fungi, Basidiomycota, Agaricomycetes, Polyporales, Fomitopsidaceae.
AUGGCAGAACCAACUGCACUUUCACCACGUACCACUAACCGGGGCCCUAAGACUGCCCCAGCCUUGUUCAGUCGCCCAGAUGCGGAUAUCAUACUAUCGUCGUCGGACAACACCCAUUUCCGUGUCCACCGCCAGAUCUUAUCAAUAGCCUCGCCCUUCUUUGAGACGAUGCUCGGUCUACCUCAAUCGACGACGUCUGCUUCUGGUACGCCCCCGCUCAUCGCAGUGGAAGAAGACGCACGUACGCUGGAGGACCUCCUACGCAUCUGUUAUCCAGUACGGGACCCGCAACUAAAGAUCCACGUGCUGACGGAUUGGCAACACAUCAGCAAUGUCGUCCAUGCCGCAAUGAAAUACGAUAUGGUCCAGGCGAUAGAGUUCGUGAAGACCAAGCUGACGGCCGGUGUGGACGUCUCUCCCCUCCAGGUGUUUUGCAUUGCAUGCAAACAUGGGUUCGAAAGUGUGGCGAGGAAUGUUGCAGUCAAAUUGACCGCGCCGAAUGCGGCCCUCAACACACAAGUAAUACGUGGGGUUUACGUGUCUCAGCUAGAAGAUAUUCCCGCUGCCUGCUAUUACCGACUCAUGCAAGCCGGUAAAUCUCGCAUGCCCUGUGUCGACAACAUUGUGUUUUGCGGGCAGGGAGACGCCAACAGGUGCUUGACGGUCUACCAGGAACCAUGCGCUGGCUAUCGAGUGCGCGACGAUGACGGUGCCAACCAUGGGAAGCACACCCUUCGGAGCGCGGACAACGUUUACUACAGUGUAUCGCAGGACACAUUUUCCCUAUUCCAGCGUGCUCACCCAGUCUCGAAUAUAUACGACUCUAACGAGUCGGGCUCUGCCGUCCUCACACUGCCAGAAGACAGCGGCACGGUGGAGCUGUUAUUGCAGCUUGGUACCCGUGAUAUGAAUGACCAUGCCUUCAUCGCAUCUGGCCUUCGCGCUGCCGCGAAGUACAAAACGACUACAGCACACGCUGCUCUCACCACACGGUGGUUGGAACUAUCCAAUAAAUCUCCCCUGCCCUCAUACCUGAUCGCCUCUGCGUAUGGCCUCAAAGAAGAAGCAAUCAAGUCGGCGAGACAGCUCUUGUCAUGGAGAUCCGAACAGCUUCGAGAAGCGUACAUUCCCGUAAUGGAGGAGGUCUCAGCCGGUCAUUAUUUUCGUCUGCUGCAGUACCAUGGCAGAUGUGCCGAUGCUGCCGAUUCUGCAGUGCGCAAGUCUUGGACGAAGGCAUUCGUAGGAGACAUGCCACGGCACUGUACCGGCGGUCGAUGUGGCCGUGGCAUAGGUGCUACGCAAUCGCGCUGGGCCGACACUUGCUAUACGCGCUUGAAAGCACUGCACGAUCUCCCGCGCAAGGCCGUCGCAGAGGAUGCAACAUUGGUCGGAGAGCUGUGCUUCCAAGUCGGAAGCUGCUCGAGCUGCGCAGAAUGCAUCUCACAUGCGGACAUCAUCCGAUUUCUGACCACCUUCUCCAAGGCGAAUGAGGAGGUCCUCAUGUUGGUCGACACCAACAUACUAUUCAGGAAUCAAGGGUAGCUUUUUUGAUACGAGACCCGGGGAUGCAUCUGUAAUAUCUCGAACUGCUGGUCUUAUCUUGCUUGAAGGUUCAGUGGAUUCUGAUAGGACUCGGUUGACGGG